Molecule: messenger RNA, 603 nt
Organism: Rangifer tarandus platyrhynchus (Svalbard reindeer)
Lineage: Eukaryota; Metazoa; Chordata; Mammalia; Artiodactyla; Cervidae
Source: the annotation of a GenBank genome assembly
AUGGUGGUGCUGCUGGAGCGGGGUUCUCACAGUGGGUUCAGUGGAGGAGGGGGGUUGGCCUGGCAGCCAGAAGCCUCCUGGAGGCAGGCAAUCCCCUCUCUGCAUGAGGCCCAGGCCCCUCCAGCUGCUGUCCACACGGAAGCUGGCAGGGUCGCCCUGCAUGAGUGUGCAGGUUGGGCACUGUGCAAGAGGCCGGAAGCCAUCAGGGCAGUGGCCCUGCGUACACCAGGCAUCUUUCUAAACCUUGAAUCAGAACCCCUUCUCAAGAGCUGGCUUAAACCUGGAGCGAUGCGCCCCCCGCUCCCCACCCCAAGGGAUGAAGCUGGACUUCUCUGCCCCCACCCCGCCCCCCGUGGCUCUCAGCCUGAGUCUCAGCUCCGCCCUGAGCUCCGUGCUCCUGCUGCCUCCGCUCUCCCUGUCGGCGCCUCAGUCACCCCGUGCCGCCACCUCCUGGUCCCUGAGAUAUCUUUCCCUCCCCGUGUCCUGGCCUCUUGGUCUGCGGGCUCUGUCACUGUGCAUCUCACAGAUGUUUGGAGGAGGCAGCAGAGCGGGAGGGCCUGGGCACCAGGUUUUGCUGGGGAGGGGACCAAGGCCUGGGGCUGA